Molecule: messenger RNA, 2850 nt
Organism: Penicillium cinerascens
Lineage: Eukaryota; Fungi; Ascomycota; Eurotiomycetes; Eurotiales; Aspergillaceae
Product: WD repeat protein
Exons: 1
Coding region: 1-2850 (949 amino acids)
Biological process (GO): TOR signaling; regulation of actin cytoskeleton organization
Cellular component (GO): TORC2 complex; TORC1 complex
Molecular function (GO): protein binding
Source: RefSeq, a predicted model, not a curated record
AUGUCUAGUUCGUCCUUUUACCCAGACAGCAGGAGCCCGGCUGCUGGGCUGCAUUUUGAGAAUGAGCUAGACUACGAUGCUACCGUGCAGGAGGCUGAGCGAUUGUUAGCUCAAUUUACUCAAUGCUCACGGCCAAAGGGUCAGUCUGGACCAGUCACUCAUGGGCAUACGAUGUUUAUGCCGGGACCGACUCAUGACGGUUGGCAAACCAAGCGCACAGUCCAAAUUAUACCCCCCAGGAAGACUCCUACAAACCCUCCACCUCCAAAUCAUCGAAUCACGUCAACUCACAGCUCCCCGGCUCCCUCGCCUCCCCAGCCUAAGGAGCCCAAUCGGCAAGCAAGCCUCAGGAAAAAUGUCACCCUCUCGAAUGCAAACAAGACCAGAGUGGACAGAAGGACACAGACUCCAGAAUCUACAGGGCAAACGGUGUCGGCCUCGGCCUCGACUUCGACCUCGACCUCGACAUCCACAUCGAGGAAAAAUCCCAGCGAAAGCUCGGCAAUGCCUAUGCGUACGCAAUUACGCAUCUCGCCCUCGGUGUAUAAAUCGUCGCCUAGCUCUUCGAGGUCUCCGGAACCACAUGCAUCAAUGACGACUACGCGUCGCUCUAGUCGGCCUAGAAAGGAUCCAGUGACCUACAAUCUCCGCACCUUGUCAGGGCUUGAUAAAGAUGGACUCGAAAAAGACCUGGUAGUCAUUGCGGGUGGAUCAGAAGAAGACUCCACCACCCGUGUUUCUCAUACAAUGCCGAUUGUUGCAGAUUUAUCUUCGGCACCUGUUCAGACUGAGAGUGGUCCCUUACAUACUGCCACCGAUGUUCGAAGGCUAUUACAAACUCGCGAGAUACAUGGCAAAAAGCCUCACAGCCAAAUCCGAGCAGCCGCGAGCUCCAACCUCAAGGUGUGGAAGUCGUGGAAAGGAGCGUCGAACGACGUGAACACCCUGACCUGGUCACCGGAAGGAACCCGCUUCGCCGCGGGUGCUACUACUCAUUCUGACGAGUACAAUCGUGGAAAAAAUUUGAUCCUAGGCGACCUUGUGCACAAUUCUUUAGAUGAGCUCCCAGACCACUGGACUCCUCGCCCAGCUUCUGUCAGUGCCACAGAUACUCGUCUUUUCUCGAGCGUGGUUGCUGUCCAGUGGGUUGGAGAUCGACUAUACUCUGCGAGCUACGACCGCACAGUGAAAAUUUGGGACGUUCAGGCUUCUCCGAGAGCUUCUUGCAUUCGAACCUUAACGCAUGAAAGUAAUGUUGUGGUGAUGGCUCUGUCAAACUGGAUGCCUGAUCUCGUUGCGACAGGCGCUCAAGAAUUUGAGUUGUGGAAUCUUGGGACUGACCAGGAACCAACCCCUGUUCGUUUGGACAUCCAACGGAGUUCACUUCAAAAAACCAAUAUCAAGCUCACGCCAACGACUCUGACAUGGGGACAGAAUGCGGUGACGAGACGCUUCCUCGUCGGAGGGAUGGCGGGACCGUCUCAAGAUCAUUUCUCCGUCCCCCUUUAUGGCCAUCUCGGAUUGUGGAAGGUAGAAGAGUCCGAGAUAACGAGUCGCAAACUGAGUCCUGACUCGCAGAACAUUUUCGACAUCAAAUGGCAUCCGUCCAUGUCGAGAUUUGUGACCGCUAGCACCCCGGGAGUCAGUUCGUCCACGAAGCUUCCACGUGGAUACCGCUCAGUGGUCCGUAUCUACGAGUAUGAAGUAACAGGCGACAGAUUCACUGCGACUACUGAAUUUCCUUGUCCUGCUCUUGAUAUCAAUGAGGUGACACUCUGCCCCAUGAGUACCGCAUAUGUCACGGCAAGUUGCACGGAUGGAAGCACCUACGUCUGGGAUAAUCGGAAUCCUGGUCGAAUUCUGCACAAACUCCAGCACGGCAGUUCCUCCACUCCCCUCCGCCAUGACUAUGAUCGAGAAAUGUCGGAUUUCGGUGUGAAGGUAGCCCUGUGGGGUGGCUCAAUGGACCAAUUGUAUACUGGCGGCUCCGAUUGUUGUCUAAAACAGUGGGACAUCCGCCGGUCUCCUGAAGAUGCACUGGUGGCUAAUACGGCAAAGUUUGGGCAUGAUAUUGUCAGCGGGGCUUUCUCUGAAGACAAGUCCCACCUCCUAAUUGGCGACUAUGGGGGCGGCAUCCACGUAUUAUCAUCUGGUCCUUGCGCAGACCCCGAUGUCACCGAUUUCGAAUUCAACCAUGCCCCCCCGCCAAAGCCUCCGUCCAAUGGCGAGGACGGAAUCAGUCUGGCCAACGACCUCUUAAGCUCCGGUCAGCUCACAAUGCAUCGAAAAUAUGGAGCCGUUCAAGGGCCUAAUUACAUAGGCCCGUUCGCCCGGUGGGCUCGUAAUCUGCCCGAAAGCACUCCGCUUAGGAAAGUUAGCGAGGUUCCAUUGCUUGAUGAAUACCAACUACGACAGUUUGAUGGUCCCAAGGUCAAGCAUCGGAAGGGCCUUGACGACCAGGCCAGAAGGGAUAUUCGCCGGCACUUUGCCCUUGCCAAGAUUCGAAAUUCUGGCAAGACUCGUUCCGUGGCAGUUUCUAACCCGAAGAAGGUCCGGAUCAAGCACGAACGCGGCCUCAGCAUUGACAACAACGGCAGCACAGCUAAGCGUCGGUCUAUGUCUGCACCGCAUGGCUAUAAGAGACGAAAGAUAGAGUCAGGGCAGUGCUCACGAGUGAUCACCGACACCAAUCCUGUUGACUUGACUCAAGAUUCGGGUCCCGAAAAUGGCCCCAAUGACCUCGAGUGCUUGGAGGCUUUCGACCUUGAUCGUCCGGAUAAGUUGUCGGAUAACCUCGAAGAUGACUAUUACUAUCCCGACAGCGGAAGCGUUGAUCCGAACUUUGACUAG